Ramularia collo-cygni is the source of this 1434-nucleotide messenger RNA. Its product is annotated as related to secretory lipase. Gene Ontology annotation, molecular function: triacylglycerol lipase activity. NCBI's taxonomy places the organism in Eukaryota, Fungi, Ascomycota, Dothideomycetes, Mycosphaerellales, Mycosphaerellaceae. The transcript is spliced from 2 exons. The coding region runs from base 1 to 1434 and encodes 477 amino acids. Gene Ontology annotation, biological process: lipid catabolic process. The record is from RefSeq and is a predicted model, not a curated record.
AUGGUACAAUUUCCACUGGCAGUUAUAGCCUCACUAGCAGCUUAUCUACCAGCAACAAUCUCCCAGACAGCUACAUCCCAAAGCGAUACCUGGAACUCCACAUUCUCUCUAACUCAAGAGCACAUCACCACCGCGGGACUAGACAAUGUAACAGCAAAUGCCGUCAAUCUCGCAGCGCGAUUCGAACGAACAAACUGGGCGGGAAGCAGCGUCUCGGAAGAUCCCUUCUACAACCCCCCAAGUAACAGCUCCCAUCUCCCACCCGGAGCUCUCCUCUCUGUGGAACACGACACCAACACCUCCUUUUAUACUCUCCCUCCAGCAGUCGCAUUAUCGCGAAUUCUCUACCAAUCCGAAACCAUCAACGGUACUGCAGUUCCGGCUUCCGCAUAUGUGCUCUGGCCAUACCUCCCUCGGGAAGACGCUCACUGUCCCGGGAAAUUCCCCGUCGUGGGAUGGGCGCAUGGGACGAGUGGGUGUUUAGGAGAGUGUGCACCGAGCCAUAUCAGGAAUUUAUGGUAUCAAUUCGCGGGGGCGUAUGAGGUAGCUUUGCAAGGUUAUGUAGUUGUCGCUCCGGACUAUGCAGGCCUCGGAGUCACACAUUUCCCCAACGGAACCUCCAUCAAACAUCUCUGGCUCUCCGGCCCCUCACAAGCCAACGAUCUCUUCCACUCCAUCAAAGCAGCACAAUCCGCUUUCCCCCAAUUAAGCGACAACUUCGUCCUUCUCGGCCACUCCCAAGGCGGCGCAGCAACCUGGUCCRCAGCCCAACGACAAUUCCAGCGUCCAGUCCCAGGUUACCUCGGAGCAAUCUCCAUUUCCCCCCCUACGAACCCUCUCCGACAACUCCGCACCGGGCCACUCCUGGCGCCACUUUUCGCUUUUUUGGCGGCGAAUGGUCUGGGACAAUUAUUCGCAUCUUUUGAUCCUUUGGAAUUCCUCACGGUGAAAGGAGUGCGGAUCUUGAAUUUGUUACGUGAUGUUAAAGGGUGUGGGAAUGUGCAGACUGCUUUACUUAGUCUUGCGGAUACUGUUAGACCGGAUUUCAUGCAAAGUACCUCGUUGAGACGGUUUGCGGAUUUGACUACUAAUGGCGGGAAACCCAUUUCUGGACCUCUAUUGAUCAUUCAAGGCACCGCGGAUCAAUUGGUCAAAGUACAAGCUACGGAUGUGGGGGUUGAGGAGACUUGUAUGAAGUAUCCUGGGAGUGAAUUGGAGUAUUUGGUGGUAAAUGGGACGGAUCAUGUGGCGACUGUAUUUGGGAGUCAGAGGAUUUGGAUGGAGUGGAUUGGGGAGAGGUUUGCUGGGAGAAGGGAGGUUGACAAGGCUUUUUGUGAGAGGAAGGUGGUUCGUCYUGUGAGACCUGUGGGCGUGUAUCAGGCGCAGGUGAAUUAUUAUUUGGAAUUGGCUACUAAGCCCUAUCAGAUUGGGUAA